UGCUUGACUGAUACUCUCUUUGCUGUGACUGCUCUCCUCGCGGCCUCCAAACAUAAGACUCACGAACACUGCUCGUUUCUGCAGUUGACUUCACCGGUAAAAUGCACGAACCACCAAGAAAGAAGAGCGCGCUGAAAUACGUUCCCUGGGUGGCGAUUAUUGCCUUCCUCUUCAUUUUUGUUGGCGUGAUCGUCUGGGCUACGGGCGCAAACACAGCCCUAUCCAACACAAAUGACGCGCUGACCACGCUGAGCGUGGAGGCAGAUGGCUAUGUUCAGACCAUCCACAGCGUGGCUGUGGGCGCUAGUGUGGUGUGCUGCUUGAUGGCAGCGCUGAUGGUGCUUAUGUCAGGAGGCCGGACAUGCUUGGAGAGGGCUGUGGACCAAAGGGGCAAGGCGGUCUGCGGAUCCUGGUUGUGGCUCGCAACAGAGGCGGUGCUGUGUGCGGUGUGGUGGCUCAUUCUCUUCUGGUUGGUGUUUGUUAUCUUUGGCAGCUGCCUUUGGUACGGCGCUACCUAUACCGUCCGUGGCGUUCUCCAGGUGUCCAUCAACACGGCUGUCGCGUACGGCAACAGCACGGUGCUGCCGCCGUCGCCCUUCCCUAGCCUCCCUCCUUCCCCGCCUCUCAACAUCACCAACUCGACGGUGCUGAAGUUGUCCCCGCCUCCUCGCAGCCCUCCUCCACCAUUUGUUUGUGCUAGCAGCUGCCUCAACCUGGCCCUGUUCAACUUCCUUGUUCAGAAGGACAUCUGUGUCUGCUCGGUGGCACUCAUGAGCCAGGCGCUUUACAAAACGAACAAGGCCUAUGACGCGCUUGGCAGCGUUGUGGCCGGGGCCUUCCUCAUGUGGUGCGGAGCAAGUUUCCUGCUCAUGAGCUCGGUGGCGGACUUUGCAAAGACGAAGCGCGAGCGUGAGCUCCUGCUCCGUGCGCAGCGUGCCGCUGUCGACGCCGCGGCUGGCCAGCUGGCAUUGGGCACUGCGCCCGGGUACGCGCCUGGGUAUGGCGGCGACACGCUGCCGCUCAUUAAGACGCAGCAGAUGCAGCAGGCGGCGCUCCAGCAGCAGCAGAUGCAGCAGAUGCAGAUGGCACAGAUGAUGGCGCAGGCGCAGGCCGCUCAUAUGCGGCCACCCGGGCAGGUGUCCACCGGUGCCAGCCAGCAGAACAUGGGCCAUCAGGUUUAAGUCCUAGGGGCGUAGGUUAAGGCUGGUAUGGACUCCUUGACGAUGUACUGGGCGUACGAGGCGAAAGUUGGCGCAACCUGGGUGAUUUCUACUUGGCAGGUAUGCAGCGCUAUGCUGUAGAUGUACGGUUUCUUCUAUGUGUGCGCAGUCUGCUUGGAAUGGGACCAUACGGUAUAUAAUAACCGUUCCCAUUCCCUCAGGGGCUCAGCCCCUAGCCUUACGAGCCUCGGCUCGUGAGGAAGCGCACAACAUUUUCGUGUGCGGCUUUGGCUUUCGUUACUAACUUUUUGUAGCCUUUUGCGGGCUCUGUGAGGCUUUACGACUUGGUUCCGACUUGGUUUGGAUGGCUUCGGCCUUGGGUGGGUGCGUCGCGCCCUGUUUUCGGCAUUGCGCGUUCUGUGGCGGCUGGCCGCGUCUGGGUGGCCGGCCGCGCUCGUUCUGCUCUGUGGUCGCUUUUUGGUUUAGUGUGUGCAGGUUACGGUGGCCCUGGUGGUCGCUCGUGGCCCGGCGCAAGCUUCGAUGUUCCGUGGUGCUCCUCGGCGCCUCUCCUCGUGCCGCCUGGCCCGCCGUCGUCUCCACCGGCGGCCUUGCUGGCUCAGCAGAUAGUUAGGUUGCGGGUGCCGUUCGUAGCAUGGCGGUUCAGGGACCGUUAGGCAGCAGAUGACGCUGGUCCCGGGUGUCGGAUGUGAGUGCCCGGGCGGCUGUUGCCCGGGCGCCCGGGCGGCUGGUGCGCCUGUUCGCCUCCGGGCGCGCGCGUGCCUGUUUGGUGGGUCGGUCUAGUUCGCUGGUGGGGCGGGUGGAGGGCGGUGUGCCCGUGGCGAGGUGUUGUGGUGUACUGGUGGUUUGGUCAGUUUCCGGCUCGGUUUCCCUUUGUGGUGCCUCGGCACCGACGUUUCCGGACAUGGGCCUCCGGGCCAAGACAUUGCGCGUCUGUGACGCCGACGAGAAAAUGUGUGGUGCUUGCGUUUGAUGGGGAUGUCGGCAGACCUCUGGCCUGUCGCGCCUUGUUGUGCGUUGGUGCUGCCGCCAAAAGACCUAAACGAGAUGAGGGGUGUUACGUGGCGGUGGGGCUUUGGCGGGCUUCGGCUUGGCUUCGACUCAUGUGCGUAACACUAUGAAGGUCGGCAGCCAACCAGGGGGCGGGUGUUGUUUCUCUGGGUCGCAGAUGGCCCUUCGCGGCGUGGGUACGGCGUGCCCCCGCUUGUCGGGCUGUCCCUUCAAUUGUAAUCCGCAUCCAUACGGUAGACUGAUAUCAACGAAGACCCGAGUCCUUGUAGGCUGGCGUCUUUGUGGUGGCGACCCAACGCCUGUUACAGGUGACUUGACAUACAAAUUUCCGUGUAAGGAUGAACGAGUGGCUUGAUAGAGCAUGAGACGCUGCGGGAGUCGACAUGUACUGAUCAGCAAACUUUCGGGUGGGGUUGGGGGCACUGGGUGGGGGUGGACAUGCCAGCAGGUCGCUGCUGGCAGCAGGGCUCCUAUCUUAAUGUCUCCAGACAUUAAACGGCCAUUUUGGCCAUUUUCCAGACAAACGGAGGGGGGGGUUCACGCACGCUUUUGAACAAAACAAGCGGUGUCUGAGGAGAGGCAAACUCUACCAUAGUGACAUAUAUAUUUUGUAGAAAGUGAGGGAAUGUCAUGGUCCUUUAGGAGAUUUUCGGCAAUAUGACGAGGAUGAAGGACACCCCGAUCAAGUCUUCCUUUUUGCAGAUGCGCAGAGCCGGUGACGAGGAUUUGCCGGGGAUGCCGCAUUUUAAGUCACGCA
Chlamydomonas reinhardtii is the source of this 2946-nucleotide messenger RNA. RefSeq lists its product as uncharacterized. Bases 102 to 1181 code for a protein of 359 amino acids. The record is from RefSeq and is a predicted model, not a curated record. The transcript has 5 exons. Lineage: Eukaryota; Viridiplantae; Chlorophyta; Chlorophyceae; Chlamydomonadales; Chlamydomonadaceae.